ACAUUCGUUCAGGUAGCUAGCGCUAGCGCUGGCCUAGUCUAUAUAUAUAUGCACAGUACAGCUACAUUGCAUCGCAUGUAACGCCGGGGUAUUAAACGCGCGCUAUAUAUGAUAGCCAGCGCGGCGCGAGGUAUAUUCCGUACAUACAGUUUCAUCAUGUCAUCCGGAUUUGAAGAUAGAUUAAAGCAACUGGAGAGCAUUGAAACAGAUAUUGCCUUAGUUGUCCAACAUGCAGGAAAAGUGAUACAAGAACUCUCCAAGGACAGGCCACUUGAGAAACAGGUUGACUCCAGCACCAAAACCUUUGCCAAGACACUGGAAGCUGUGGAGAAGAGACUCAUGGAGCAGAUAAAUUAUCUUUCACAGGUAUCAACGGGACAGCCCCACGAGGGAUCUAAUUACGCCGCCCAGAAAGAAGCUCAGAUGGCGAUACACAGACUGGAGCAUGCCAAGACAAAACUCGUAGAAAUCAAGAAAACGCUCACGGUUCCGCCAUCGGGAGUGUCGUCGUGAUGAAUGUCGUAGUAGUCGUUUGCAUGGACAUGUUAUGAGACUCCCCCAUUGGUGUAGCCAUGUCAGGCAUGUCAUACUGAGAGGAAGAGAGUAAGCCACGUCCCAUUAUCGCUAGAGACUGACAUCGUCGGUGAUGCAAAGUGAGCCGGCAAGUGACCAGUGUUGCCAUGCUGAUGUCAGCGCUGGUGUCAGGUCAUCUUGAUGAUACAUGAGCAUGCCAAGAACUAAGUAUUGAACAGUUUCAAAGGAUGAGAUGGAACCACUGAUAUUGCCAUCAGCCCUUUGUCUAUUUCAUCAUAUCCAUUUGAUAACUCCAGGGGCCUGUAACACCAAGUUUAGCAAUCAUUGUAUUGUAGUUGUCCUCAAUUAUUUUGACGAUUGAUUACAUUGAUUACAACAUACAAUUCUUUAUUAUCAUUAUUUGUUUGGCGUCAGCUGUGCCUGGGAGGCGAAAAGCGAACUGAAUCACUGACCCGCAGGUCUCUCCUUCGGAUAACUGAUUUGGGGGAUGGAGGCGGACCACUACACCGGGGUUUCCCCCCCCCCCUACUCUUAUUCGAAUAGUGCAGUGGGUUAUUAACGUGCAAAGGUGGUGACUCUCCUCUACAUGGGGCCUCCAGUUAACUUCCUAUCCAAGGGACAGUGUUUUUCACUGUAACAAAGCCUGCAUCUAUGGAACAGGGGAGAGAUGUUAACACACAAUGCAGGCUUCAGUCAUCCACCCGGGGUGGACUCUAACCCAUGACCAUUGGUUCGAUAGGCAGACGCUUUUCGGGACAGUGAUCUUCCAGAGUACUGGUAAAUCAAAACUGAAGUCCAUUUUGUUUUUUUUUUAAUUUGCCUUUGCAAAUCUUGCAAGUUUGUUAUAUCAUUUAAAAGAUUGAAAAAAAAAACAUUUCUCAAAAUUUCCUGAAAUUUAUGUAUGUACUUGUAGGUCUUUAGCUAGUAUAAGAAACCAUAACCUUAACCCUCACCCUAUAUUGUCCACAUUUUCCUUGAAAGUAUUUUAGUGUGGUGACUGGUUAAAAAUUACCAAGAAAAUGAGAAAUGUUCCCUUCUUUGUCAACUACAUAAAGAUUGAUUUCUGUAAAUUUCAGUUGACGUUAGACCUUACAUCAAUGUAUCCCUGUGGGACAAUAGUAAGCUGGAUCAUAUAUACAGGUGAAGCCAAUGAAAAUUUUGGCUUUUUUUUUUUACUUUUAACUUGUAAUCACAUGACAACUUUGCAGUACUUGUACGUAUACUUACACUACACUGGGUGAUUUCAAGUUCAGUGUCGACCUUUUGGUGUUGGUGUUGGGUCAAUUUUUACACGGUUAUAACACCAAACAUAAAAUGAAGGUGGUCCCGAAAAGUCACUCGCUGGUUGUUGAGAUGUCAAUUGUGUGAUCUGGAUCAGUUUUACAAACUCUGAAUAAGUUUUGGAACUCGGAGAAGCAAUCCAAAUUUCAACACCAACACCAAGGCCAACACCGGACUUGAAAUCACCCACUGCGUGUAACAUAGAUUUUACUGGUGAGAGUGUAGUAAAGGUGCAUACACACCAAAAAUGAUCUAUACACACCAAAUAUAGACUGGGACAAAUAAGUCACUCACAGUACAGAUGCAUAAUAACGGCAGGUUUUUCUUUCUUAUGAGCCGUAGGUAAUGAUGAUGUUCAUUCUCCUCGAAUAGCUUAAAUAAAUAAUUUCAUUUUCACUUGUCUGUGAACUGUAAUGUAUUGACCAAUGUCCUUGCUGUAUUUGGUAUGCAUGCAGGUGCCUUUAGUUGCUCUAAGCUCCUUUUGACCACCACCCCCC
Molecule: messenger RNA, 2312 nt
Organism: Lytechinus pictus (painted urchin)
Lineage: Eukaryota; Metazoa; Echinodermata; Echinoidea; Temnopleuroida; Toxopneustidae
Product: mediator of RNA polymerase II transcription subunit 11-like
Exons: 3
Coding region: 109-513 (134 amino acids)
Biological process (GO): regulation of transcription by RNA polymerase II
Cellular component (GO): mediator complex
Molecular function (GO): transcription coregulator activity
Source: RefSeq, a predicted model, not a curated record